CACUCAUCCGAUCAUCCGUCCAUACCUCUCCAUCUCUCUACCGAGUAAUUAUCCAUGACUAAGUUCCCCUGCAGCAUGGCACCUAGCUAGUACUCCGUACUUAUACAUACAUAGGGAGCUGCUCCGCCACCGCCGCGAGAAUUUCUUUUUCUUACUUAUAUUCUGUCCCCCACCCAUCUACCCAGUGAUACUCUGCCUACACGCAGUCUCUCGUGGGGGUCAUGUAUUGAUACUAUCCUCCUCCCGACUUCCUCCAGGCUCCCGCUCCUACCACGACCAAUACCUGAUUGAUGAUUACGAGCUGAAUGAGUACACGAGUGGAGUCAUCAGAUCGACUUACGAGGAUAUCCUGGCUUGAUUGAGCUAUUUCUUUUCUUUUUGCCUAUUUGGAUUCGCUGUACCUGAUCGGUGCAGCCUGGAUGAAUGAUAUGAUACCCCCACAAUUAUACCCAUGUUCUUUUCUUUCUUCUUUCUCUGUAUGUCUUGCUUUCGUGACAUUACAAGGCGUCUUCGUGGCCGGUGAUUCGAGCUCGAAUUCCUCGUGCUCCUCCUCCUCCAUAACCCUAACCACGCAAUCCGACGCCGACUCCCUCUCCUCCUGCGACACCAUCUCCGGCACCCUCAGCAUCUCCACCUCCGCCAGCGGAUCCAUCUCCCUCUCCAACGUCCAAACCAUCAACGGCGGGCUCACCAUCCAAAAUGUCACCUCCCUGACAGCCUUCUCGGCAUCAGAUCUCCAGACCGUACACGGCAAGAUCUAUAUCGCGGGUAAUGAUCAAUUGAGCAAUCUCUCCCUGUCCGAUCUGCAGACUGUUGGCGGGGAGAUUGAUAUUCAGGAUAAUGACGACUUGAGGGAUUUGGUGUUCCAAGAGUUGGAGAAGGUGGAGGGGGCGUUGGUGCUCGAGGGGGUGUUUGAUGAUAUCAAAUUCCCCUCCCUCAAACACGCCAAAGGCCAAACCCUCAUAAACUCCCACGGCGGCUCAUUCCGCUGCUCGAGCCUAGAUUCCCUCCGCAACGGUAAGAGUGACGACGAUGAUGACAACGAUAAUGACGACGACAAUACCCGCAAACGCAACAACAACAACAACAACAGCAGCAGCAGCAGCAGCAGCAGCAGCAACAACAACGGCGUCUUCCAAGGCUCAUACUCCUGCACUGACGGAUCCAGCAGCGGCCUCAGCACGGGAGCCAAAGCCGGGAUCGCAAUCGCAGUGAUCGUCCUCGUUUUACUCAUUCUCUUCCUCGUCUGGACGGUAGUUAAGAAACGACGGAUUCGACGGAGAAGACGCAAUAUCAAUACCCAGGAUGGAAACGUAUAUACGGCUGUUGGGACGGCGCGGGAUGAAGAGAAAGUCAUAGGGUCGUAUGAGAAACCGCUUCCUCUCCCGCUCACCGGUUCUUUGGUCGGGAGGAAUGGUGGUGCUGGUAGUGAGCCGAUGAAUGUGGUCGGUAGUGGGAUACCCCGGAAACCGUUAUCGCCGCCGCCUGUAGAGGACAACGGGAUGAAUAGGGAUGGGAAUCGAGAAUCCAUGCUGUCGACUUCCCCGCCUGUCCCGGCCGCACUCCUGCCCGGGGAUCGAACAUCGCGAUCACCGCCUCUCGAUGAAGAUGGUCGCUCACUGUUCUUGCAUCCAAUUCCGCGGCGACGACCGUCCGAGACGGAUGUGCCGUUGUUGGAUAGUGGAGACGUGCAUGAAGCGCCGGGGAGUCCGAUGCGGAGGGAGACGUUUGAGUUGGAUGCGGGACCGGUGCGAGGGACGCAUCAACAACCUAUUAAUCAUGAGUGAUAUCCCUGGCGCGAGAGAUGCUACUCGAAGCAACUAGAUUAUGGUAUAUAUGUGAUCAUGUCAAUAGGUGCAAAGAAUUUUAAAACAUCUAACUGUACAAUUAGAUCAAUCGAUUCAUAUCAAACAAACCAAACCAAACCAAAUGCAUCCUGAUAUCACCCAUCAUGAUAGUAUACAUCAUGCAUUAACAAUCAUCGAUUAGAUUAUGACUUCGCUCGCACUGCCUGCAGUGUCUCGCCC
Molecule: messenger RNA, 2027 nt
Organism: Aspergillus ibericus CBS 121593
Lineage: Eukaryota; Fungi; Ascomycota; Eurotiomycetes; Eurotiales; Aspergillaceae
Product: putative GPI-anchored cell wall protein Pst1
Exons: 3
Source: RefSeq, a predicted model, not a curated record